This is a messenger RNA of Anopheles bellator, 2109 nucleotides long. RefSeq names its product protein MTO1 homolog, mitochondrial. Gene Ontology annotation, biological process: tRNA wobble uridine modification; tRNA methylation. The record is from RefSeq and is a predicted model, not a curated record. NCBI's taxonomy places the organism in Eukaryota, Metazoa, Arthropoda, Insecta, Diptera, Culicidae. Bases 25 to 2016 code for a protein of 663 amino acids. Gene Ontology annotation, cellular component: cytosol. The transcript is spliced from 4 exons. Gene Ontology annotation, molecular function: flavin adenine dinucleotide binding.
GAUCGUUGCACAAUCCGCGGAAUCAUGUGGCGGCCGGGUGGAUGGCGUAAAUUAACAAAAACCAUCGCCCAAACCACCUCACUCGCCACUGGUGGCCACAGCAUUCGGAACGCUUCAUCUUCCGGUUACGAUGUGAUUGUGGUCGGUGGAGGACACGCAGGGACGGAAGCCUGCAGUGCUGCCGCCCGGAUGGGUGCCCGCACCCUAUUGGUCACCCACAAACGGUCCACAAUCGGAGAGAUGUCGUGCAAUCCGUCGUUCGGCGGUAUCGGUAAGGGCCAUCUGGUCCGUGAGGUUGACGCACUGGACGGUGUGUGUGCCCAGUGUUGCGACCGAAGCGGAGUUCAGUACAAGGUGUUAAACCGACGGAAAGGACCGGCCGUUUGGGGUCCACGUGCCCAGAUCGAUCGCGUGUUGUAUAAGCGCGAGGUACAGGAAACACUCGAACGGACACCGAACCUCACCAUUAUUGAGGCGUCCGUGGAAGACAUCGUGCACGUGGCCGACGCCGAGGGAUCUCUGUUGACCGGAGUAAAACUGGCCAACGGUCAGAUACUGUCCACCGGCAGUCUCGUCAUCACUACGGGGACCUUUUUGCGAGGGCAAAUCAACAUUGGACUGGAGACGCGCCCGGCAGGCCGUAUCGGUGACAAGCCGGCAAUCGGCCUGGCGAAGAGUAUCGAACAGCUCGGAUUCCGUCUCGGGAGGCUAAAGACCGGUACGCCACCACGCAUACACCGGGAUUCGAUCCGUUUCGAGCAGCUGGAACGCAACUCGGGAGACGAUCCACCCGUUCCGUUCUCGUUCCUAAACGACCGAGUUUGGCUGGAGGCAGACGAGCAGCUGGACUGCUUUCUGACACAAACCACCCCACAGGUGAACGAGAUUGUGCUGCGCAACCUGCACUGCAAUCGGCACGUCACGGAAGAGCUUACCGGUCCACGGUACUGCCCUUCGAUCGAGUCGAAAGUUUUGCGCUUCGGACACAAGAUGCACCAGAUCUGGCUUGAACCGGAAGGGUUUGACAGUGAGUUGAUCUACCCGAACGGCCUAUCGUGCACGCUGCCAGAGGCCGAGCAAGUGCAGCUGGUUCGCUGUCUGGUGGGGCUCGAGCGAGCAGAACUCGUACGGCCGGGGUACGGUGUCGAGUACGAUUUCGUUGACCCACGCGAGCUGAAUCCGACGCUGGAAACGAAACGUGUCCGGGGACUGUUUCUCGCUGGACAGAUCAACGGUACGACAGGCUACGAAGAGGCAGCCGCCCAGGGAUUGUUAGCUGGGGCGAAUGCCGCGGCCAGAGCACUGUCGAAACCAUCGCUCACGGUUAGCCGAACGGAGGCGUACCUGGGCGUGUUGGUCGACGAUCUAACGACACUCGGGACCAACGAACCGUACCGUAUGUUUACGAGUCGAUCCGAAUUUCGGUUAAGUUUACGGCCCGACAAUGCUGAUCUACGGUUGACGGAGCGCGGCUACCGGGUCGGGAUUGUUUCGGAGGAACGCUACCAAAAGACGCUCUCGAUUCGCGAUCGGAUAGCGAAGGGUGCGGAAAUACUGCGCGAUGUGCGGAAGGGUAGCAAUCAGUGGCGUGCAGCGUUAGGACUUCCACUGGCAAAGGCCAGUGUCUACAAGAGUGCCUUUGAAAUGUUGGCCGUUUCAAACGACGGCAUAACGACCGAGCGGCUCUGCGCAGUAGAACCGCAUACGCUUGGGUGGAUUCGAGAUGAUCCGGAACUGUGCCGGCGGUUAAAGAUCGAAGCCUUGUACGACCUGUGGAUCCACCAACAAUCGCGCGAAAUCGAAGAAGUGCAACGUAACGAAAGUCUUCGCAUUCCCGGGACAAUAGAUUACCUUUCCAAAUCACUCAAUCUUUCGUUCGAAGAACAGGAGAAGUUGGUCCAAGUUCAACCUCAAACCAUUGCCGCCGCCAGUCGGAUUCAAGGAAUUACGCCAUCGUCCAUCGUGCGAUUGGUGCACUACGUGAAACACCACGAAAUGGGUGCGCUGGCUGCGUAGGAUGAAGUGAGUCUUGUUUAAUUCUUAUUCAGGCACCGCCUGAAGACCGUUGUAUAUGGUGUAAAUAAAUAGUUAAAUAAAUAUCGUUUCAUU